Cyphomyrmex costatus is the source of this 744-nucleotide messenger RNA. RefSeq lists its product as uncharacterized. Bases 1 to 744 code for a protein of 247 amino acids. NCBI's taxonomy places the organism in Eukaryota, Metazoa, Arthropoda, Insecta, Hymenoptera, Formicidae. The record is from RefSeq and is a predicted model, not a curated record. The transcript has a single exon.
AUGAGUACAGACGCGGAUGUCCGUAAGUUGAAACAGCGUAGAGCGAGAAUGAAAGGGCAAGUUACUCGUAUAUGGAAUUUUCUCGAAACAGGAACCGCUACAGAGGCAGAAGCACAAAUUCGGUUGCAAAAAUUAGAGGAAUACUCGCGCGCUUUCGAAGAAAUACAAUGCAUGAUCGAAGAUAAGUUGCUGGAUAUGGAAGAAGGCGAGCUGUCAAGUGAGGGCGGUGAGCAAUGUCCCGAAAGAAUGGUAUUCGAGCAAAUAUAUUAUCAAGCGGCGGCAAAGGCGCGAGAGAUAAUUGCAAGCAAGCAAGAGGAAGUGAGGCGGCAGGAAGCUGCAAAUCAGUCAAGGACAACGGAUAAUCAGACAGGAACGUGCGAAAAUAUGCAUCGUCGACCAAAAUUGCCAGAGAUUAAGCUGCCAGUGUUCGACGGAGAUUAUACUAAAUGGCUAUUUUUUAAAGAUAGCUUUGAAACCACGAUUCAUGCAGAUGACAGGUUGAUCGCUGUGCAAAAAUACCAGUAUCUUGUUGGCGUAUUGGAGGGUGAGACUCGCAGUGUCAUAGAAGGCUUUAAAAUCUCAAGUGAAAAUUAUGAAAAUGCCUGGAAACUGUUGAAAGACACAUACGAUAAUAAAAUAAUAAUUAUGCAGAAUCAUUUAGAUGAUUUGUUGAAUCUUCCGGAGAUAACAAAGGAUAAUCGGACUCGUUACGCAAAUUUAUCUGGCAUAUUCAAACGCAUGUAG